Bipolaris victoriae FI3 is the source of this 249-nucleotide messenger RNA. RefSeq lists its product as hypothetical. NCBI's taxonomy places the organism in Eukaryota, Fungi, Ascomycota, Dothideomycetes, Pleosporales, Pleosporaceae. The record is from RefSeq and is a predicted model, not a curated record. The transcript has a single exon. Bases 1 to 249 code for a protein of 82 amino acids.
AUGACAUCGUCACUCUUCAUCGUUAUAAUCAGUCUUGCUUUUGCGAGUCCGGCUUUAGCCGGCCCCGCAGCCUACGGAUUGUGUCAGGCAGGUUGCUCUGCAGUAGUCAUGGCAUGUUACUCUGCAGCUGGUUUUACUUGGGGGGCUACCCUCGGUGCUUCCGCUCCUGCUAGUAUCAUCGCCUGCAAUACCGCAUUUGGUACCUGUCAGGCUGCGUGUGCCGCCGUGCUUUUGAGUCCAACACCAUAG